Messenger RNA from Hypoxylon trugodes, 3195 nucleotides. Its product is annotated as acetyl-CoA synthetase-like protein. Lineage: Eukaryota; Fungi; Ascomycota; Sordariomycetes; Xylariales; Hypoxylaceae. Bases 1 to 3195 code for a protein of 1064 amino acids. The transcript has 6 exons. The record is from RefSeq and is a predicted model, not a curated record.
AUGGCCGAGACGGCAGGAGCACAUACUAAUGGCAGCAACAAGCCGGAGUAUGGACGUCGGCUAGCCCCUCAUAUCAUUGAUGGGUUUGCAAAGACAGACCCUGGACGAGAGGCAUUCACUAUACCUCGCUCUUCGGACCCCAAGGACGGCUGGAGGUCCAUUACGUUCAAGGAGUACGCAAAUGCGAUCAACCACUCGGCACACAAGAUCGUCGAGGCGUGUGGUACUCCUUCUCCAGGUUCUUUCCCCACCAUAGCGUAUAUCGGUCCAAACGAUGCCCGCUACAUCGUAAUCCUGAUUGCUGCUAUAAAGGCUGGCUACAAGGCCCUAUUUAUUUCUCCUCGGAACACUCAGGAGGGCCAAAUGAGCCUAUUCGAAAAAACAGACUGCAACAUCUUAGCCUUUGCAAAGCCGUUCCGCGCAGUGAUUCAGCCUUGGCUACAAGAACGAGAAAUGAAAACCGUUGAAGUCGGCCCUCUCGAAACAUGGUUUCCGGAAGAAGAGGCGGAACAUUUCCCCUACAACAAAACCUUUGAAGAAGCCGAAUGGGAACCCUUCGCUGUCCUACACACCAGUGGAAGUACCGGAAUUCCAAAGCCAGUUGUCCUCAAGCAUGGUUUGAUGGCUGUGAAUGAUGCUAUGCGAAAUUCGCCCGAGUUUCGGGGCACUGUAACUUGGUUACGAGGUCUUGUGGGGUCUCUUAAGAGGUUCUUUGCACCGAUGCCCCUGUUUCACGCCGCAGGAAUUUUCUUCUUCGUCUUUAGUACGAUUUUCUACGGAACCUCGAUCGCUUUAGGAAUCGGUGAUCGUCCUCUAUCCACAGAACUAGCCUUGGAGUGUCUGGAGAAUGCUAAUGUAGAUGGUGCAUUUUUCCCUCCAUCGAUUUUGGAAGAAAUUAGUCAUAGUGAGGAGUACAUUCAAAUUCUGGCGAAGCUCAAAUCUGUUGCAUUUGCCGGAGGGAAUCUCAACAAAGAAGCUGGUGAUAGACUGACUAGCUAUGGUAUCAAGCUUUCCAACGCGAUAGGAGCUACAGAGUAUGCUAUUCCUCUGUACUACCAACCUAAGCCUGAACUCUGGCAAUGGUUCAUAUUCAAUUCAGAUUUAGUAGGAGCGCAGUGGCGAAAGGUUGAAGGCACCGAGGAUGUGUAUCGAUUUGUGAUGGUACGAAAGGACAAGCACCCAGGUACCCAGGGAAUUUUCUAUACCUUCCCGGAUAUUGACGAGUACGAUACCUGUGACCUGUAUAGGCCACAUCCAACUCUUCCGGAUCAUUGGAUUUAUUACGGGCGAUCUGAUGACAUCAUUGUAUUUUCCACCGGAGAAAAGUUGAACCCAGUAACUAUCGAACAGAUCAUUACCGACCACCCUGGAGUUAAAGGUGUGCUUGUGGUGGGUUCCAACCACUUCCAACCUGGCCUUCUUGUUGAGCCCGCAACGACACCCAGGAACAAACAAGAAGCUGAAGAGUUUCUCGAUAGUGUUUGGACGUAUAUUGUCAAGGCAAACAAGGAGACCGUUGCGCAUGGGCAGAUAGGUCGUGAGUUCAUAAGGCUCUCUGAUCCAAAUAAGCCAUUUGAGCGCGCUGGGAAAGGUACUAUUCAACGAGCAAGUACGCUGAAGUUGUACAAAGACGAGAUUGAGAAGCUGUACGAGGGUACGAGCAAAGAAUUCGAUACACUUAUAACACAUAUCGACGUAAGUUCUGAAGACACAUUGGCGGAUUCCAUUGUGGAGCUGUUCCGAGAUGGAGUGCGAUCUAAGGGAGAACUCGAACGAGAUACCGAUUUUUUCUCUGCGGGUGUCGAUUCCUUGCAGGUCAUUAAUGCAUCACGACUCCUUCGCUCUGGAUUGAAGGCUUCUGGAUUCCAUGUCGAUGCUGCUAUGUUAGCUGCCCGUGUUAUCUAUGGAAACCCAACUCCACGAAGACUUGCACAAUAUAUACACUCGAUCAUCAAAGGCGAAACUCAUCCCAGGACUGAGAACAAUGAGGUGCACGAGCUCCAAUCCAUGAAGUCGCUCCGGGAAAAAUACACCGACCAUCUCCCUACGAAAAAAGAAGGGAGGUCUGACCCUCUAGACGAUGCGCAAACCAUUAUUCUCACCGGAUCUACUGGCAUGUUAGGAUCUUACAUGUUGGACUUCAUGGUGAAAAACCCCGCAGUGAAGAAAGUGAUUUGCUUGAAUAGAGGCGAGGAUGGUGGCGCAAAACGCCAAGUACAAGUUGCUAAAGACCGAGGUCUCAGUCCUGAUUUCGAAUCGAAGACCGAAUUUCUACGUGCAGAUAUGUCGCGCUCCGACUUUGGUCUACCUGCUGAUGUGUAUAAUCAACUGUUGAACGAAGUUGAUCGUAUUAUUCAUAAUGCUUGGCCGGUUAACUUCAAUAUGCCUGUUGAAUCAUUUGAUCCGCAUAUCCGAAGUGUCCGAAAUGUGGCCGACUUUGCUACCAAUUCUUUGAAGCGCGUAGCUGUCGUAUUCAUAUCUUCGAUUGGCACUGUCGAUCAUUGGAACAGCGCUAAUGGAAAGGUGCCUGAGGGAAGACUCGAAGAUCUAAAGCUCGCUGGUGGUGGUUACGGACGUAGCAAGAUGGUCGGAAAUCUCAUUUUGGAAGAUGUUUCUAAAGUGGGCGACUUUCCAGCUGCCAUAAUCCGUGUCGGCCAAAUCGCUGGUCCUGAAGCAGAGGCCGGUUAUUGGAACAAACAAGAAUGGCUCCCUUCUAUUAUCGCAAGCAGUUUGCAUAUUGGUGCUCUUCCAGCGGAUCUCGGAAUCAUGCAACAGGUCGAUUGGACACCGGCUGAAGGUAUUGCGAAUUUGGUCCUCGAAGUCGGCGGUAUAUCUCAGAAACUCGCUGCUGAGGAUAUUACUGGUUAUUAUCAUGGCGUUAACCCGUCCGCUACGACAUGGGCCGAGCUCGCACCAGCUGUGCAAGAAUUCUAUGGAAAGGAACGCAUCCGAGAAUUGAUUAGUUUCAAGGACUGGAUUGCUCGAUUGGAACAAAGUCAGGUCGAUGAUACCCAAAAUAUUGACAAGAAUCCCGGUGUCAAACUCAUUGAUUCGUACCGAAGAAUGUCAGAGGCAGGCCAACAACCUAUUGUUUUCGAAAUGGAGCGUACUACAGAGCGCAGCGCAACUAUGAGAUCCGUCAAGGCCGUUACACCGGAGAUUAUGAAGCAUUGGUGUAAGCAAUGGGGUUUUUAA